Messenger RNA from Saxophila tyrrhenica, 1320 nucleotides. RefSeq lists its product as uncharacterized. The record is from RefSeq and is a predicted model, not a curated record. Bases 1 to 1320 code for a protein of 439 amino acids. NCBI's taxonomy places the organism in Eukaryota, Fungi, Ascomycota, Dothideomycetes, Mycosphaerellales, Extremaceae. The transcript has 2 exons.
AUGGUAUUCGUGCCACCUACCGCGCAUACAGCGCCAUCCCGUAGACCCUACCCCUUCAACGAGGCAUCCACCAGCGACGAGCGCAAAACCGGCCGAUGGUCCUCAAAACUCCGCUUCUGGUGCCGUCGCCGCUGCAGCAAAGAACCGAAAUCUUACGUCGACAACGCCGAAGGUGUCAGAAGCCCAGGAGGCAUCACAUACGUCGACGGUCGCACAGCCAAAAUCGUCGAGAUCCCAUCCCAUCUCUCCCGGUACAUCCGUUGCAGGUACUUCCCGCAAGCCACGGAAUGGUUCAGGACGAGUGAGGAUGACCGGAAUGAUCAUCCUGGAUUGGAGUCUCCAAUCUCGCAUUCCGAGUUUGUGGCCAGGUCGCUGGAGCGACAUCAGAUGGAGCAGACUGCAGGGAGCGGGAGACCCGCUGGUUCUCACAGAGGACAAACACACGACAACCGCAGCGGCAAACCCCAACGAUGGCCCCGUACGACACGUGCUAUGGGGUUUGGAAGGAAGGACUCGAAGGCGCCGCGAGCUGUCGCAAGACAACCGGAAUUCCCGGCAUCAUUCUCCGAGUUCAUGAACGGGCCGCAUCAACCACCGCAUACGGUCCACCGUCCAGAUAUGCGCAGAUUCACGGCUUCGCAGCUGGCGGCUUUGGAUCUCAACACUGCGACCGGACCGCAGCGGCAGGCGGAGGUGGUGUAUACUGCUGGGCUCGGGAGAACGCGCUCGAUUGCGCAAGGGAGUGUGUCUACGUCGGAAGAAGCGCCCAUUUACGCUUCCUUUGUCAGGGGUCCGCAACGACAACCCCACGUGAUGCAGCCGAUGGGGUUCGGGAGGAUGCGGUCGAGCGCGUACAGUAGCGCUAGUGAGCAGACACGAGCGUCGGAACACGCUACGUUCGUCCCAGGACCGCAACAGCAACCUCAACUUAUUCAUUCAGCUGGAAAAGCGCGAGCGCGCUCAGUCGCACCAAGCAUCAUCAGCUCCAACCGCGCCUCAACGAUCGCAAGCAGCGACAUCUUAAGAUCCUAUGUUCGCGGCCACGAGGACGGCAUGAGAGUCGCUGAACGCGAGGCUGUGGACUCGCGCAUGCCUUCGCGCAGUGCGUACAGGGGUGGUGGGAGCAGACGGCGCUCGGGGGAUUCUCGACGGUGGUGUGGUGUGUGGGAUAUGGAGGAUUUUAGUGAUGAGAGGCUGUAUGAGGAUCGGAUGGUGGAGAGGAGGGGGUUUAAGAAGGGGUGGGAUCAGGCGAUGGAGAAGGUGGCGGUCGUGGAGAAGGGGGAGUUGUGGGAGGUGUUCGAGGUAACUAUGGGGCUGUGA